Anastrepha obliqua is the source of this 1683-nucleotide messenger RNA. RefSeq names its product somatostatin receptor type 2-like. Gene Ontology annotation, cellular component: membrane; neuron projection. Gene Ontology annotation, biological process: G protein-coupled receptor signaling pathway. The transcript has a single exon. Bases 1 to 1683 code for a protein of 560 amino acids. The record is from RefSeq and is a predicted model, not a curated record. Lineage: Eukaryota; Metazoa; Arthropoda; Insecta; Diptera; Tephritidae. Gene Ontology annotation, molecular function: peptide binding; somatostatin receptor activity.
AUGUGGCGACCACCGUCAACUGGAGUUACAAUGAUUUUCUUCAGUAGCGCUUUGUUGGUAUUCAAUUGUCUACAAACAGCGGGUGAGGCCACAGCGCGUUUGGCAGCUGAUGUGGCUGAGAAAAGUGAGAGAAACACAGCGGAAAUAGUCACCGCGCACAGCGUCACACGCAUACGCGUGAUGAGUACAACACAAAUGGCCACCAUCAGUGAUGAUGCAAAUGCCGAUCAGCUGGGCAUGAAGCAAAUGUGGUUGGACGUAAGACCCGCACGCUUUCCGGAAAGUGUCAGUUCUACGCGCAAAACGCCAACUGUGAAUAUAACCUAUCCGUUUGCACAAAGUUUCCAGCGCUCUGAACCCAAACGCACUUUCUAUGAUCACUGCAUGGAGCACCGCAACUCUUUCGCCGAUCUGGCCACACUCGUACUCUACUCGCUCGUUUGCCUUGUCGGCCUAUUCGGCAAUACACUUGUCAUUUAUGUGGUGCUGCGCUUCUCGAAGAUGCAAACGGUCACCAACAUCUAUAUACUUAAUCUGGCCAUCGCUGACGAGUGCUUCCUCAUCGGCAUACCCUUUCUGCUCUACACAAUGCGCAUUUGUAGUUGGCGCUUUGGCGGUUUCAUGUGCAAGGCUUACAUGGUGAGCACUUCGAUCACGCAGUUCACUUCAUCCAUUUUUUUGCUCAUCAUGUCCGCCGAUCGUUAUCUUGCGGUUUGUCAUCCGAUUUCCUCGCCUAAAUUCCGCACACAGCGCAUUGCCAAGAUGGUGUCGGCAAUUGCGUGGCUAACCUCGGCUGUGCUUAUGUUACCGGUGAUACUCUAUGCGAGUACUGUGAUCCAAGAAGAUGGUGUGAAUCUGUCGUGUAACAUAGAAUGGCCUGAAACGUAUAAGAAACACUCGGCGACCACUUUCACGCUAUACACUUUCUUUCUCGGUUUCGCCACGCCGCUCUGUUUCAUCUUAUGUUUCUACUAUUUAGUCAUACGAAAACUACACACAGUCGGCUCCAAGCAUAAAUCGAAAGAAAAGAAGCGUUCACAUCGCAAAGUUACACGACUUGUGCUCACCGUCAUCACCGUCUACAUACUCUGCUGGCUGCCAUAUUGGAUCUCACAGGUGGCGCUCAUCAAUUCAAAUCCCAUGCAAAGUCAUCUCUCGCGUCUCGAGAUAUUAAUUUUCCUGCUACUAUUUUGUCUUGUCUACUCGAACUCAGCUAUGAAUCCAAUACUCUACGCUUUCCUCAGCGAUAAUUUUCGCAAGAGCUUUUUCAAAGCUUUCACCUGUAUGACUAAGAGCGAAGUAAAUGCACAAUUGCAAGCCGAACCGAGUCUUCUCACCAAACAGGGCAGCGGUAAACGUCGUCAAAAGCGUAUGCUCAAUGACAAGCUAAACGAACCGAAUUGCGUAGCAACGACUAGCGCCAACAAUAACUCCUCGAUAACUACUUCGUCGACAACCACAGCGCCGGUGGGUGGCGAAAAUGUGACAGCUAUGAUGUUGGCGACGACAACGGUGUCAACAGAUGGGAGCGCUGGGGCGCCGCAAUUGAAUGGACGGCAAUUGAUGCGGGCGGCCAGUGUUGAGGGUGAGGAGAUAAUACUCGUGCUAGAGAAUGAGCGUCCUACGUGUGCGCUGGUCGAGCGCGAGUAUGCCGCCGGUAAUGUCCUGCAAACGGAUUUGUAA